Tigriopus californicus is the source of this 1639-nucleotide messenger RNA. Its product is annotated as TNF receptor-associated factor 6-like. Bases 146 to 1603 code for a protein of 485 amino acids. NCBI's taxonomy places the organism in Eukaryota, Metazoa, Arthropoda, Copepoda, Harpacticoida, Harpacticidae. Gene Ontology annotation, biological process: positive regulation of JNK cascade; regulation of apoptotic process; regulation of canonical NF-kappaB signal transduction. The record is from RefSeq and is a predicted model, not a curated record. Gene Ontology annotation, cellular component: plasma membrane signaling receptor complex. Gene Ontology annotation, molecular function: protein binding; zinc ion binding. The transcript is spliced from 2 exons.
CGAGUACGAAUGUCAUACCUGGCUGGCAUCAUCCUUGAACACAACGAUUGGGUCUUUUGAACCCUCCACCCCCCCCCACUCCACUCUACUAAUAAUCUGGAUAGACUGGGUCGAAUUCCAAGAACUGUGAUUAAGAUAGAGGCUGAUGGCGUCCCCAAUGGCCUCAACGUCAUCUUCCGUUGAGCCGAGUGGACAGCAUGAAAAAAUCAACAUCAUUCAUCGUGGUCGGCAUUAUUUCCAGGGUGGAUACGAUUUCGACUUUGUUGAGGAUCUGGACCGCAAGUACGAGUGUCCCAUUUGUCUCCUAUGCCAAAGAAAUCCGCAUCAGACAAGUUGCGGUCAUCGAUUUUGUUAUUCUUGUAUUAUCACUUGGCUCAAUGAAGGUCGAACGUGUCCCAAAGACAAUUGCAGCCUCGGCGAAGGGGACAUCUUUCCGGAUGCCAUGGCCCACAGAGAAAUCCUCCAGCUUCUAGUGAAAUGUCCCAGAGCGGAUCAAGGCUGCACCAACGUGACACGCCUAGCGGAUGCGUCCAUUCAUGUUGAGCGGUGUUCUUUCAAGAAAGAGCAAGACCAGUCUCUUCAUCCGCUUCAAAGCCCACCUCGACCCGUGUCAAUUCACGAAGAAAGCCUCACAUGCCCUUCAUGUGGCGAAACGGUGGAUGAGAUUUCGGAACAACACGACCCUAAGAAUCUGAUCUGUCCCAAUGCCGCCAUAGCCUGCCCUUUCACAUCCGCCGGGUGCUCGGAGCGAAUCCUGAGAAAAAAUCUGCAGGGCCACGUUCAGGGUCAGACUCAACUUCACAUGCAACUCCUUUGUGAUAAGCUCAUGAAACUUCACCAGAUUCAAAGCAGUUCCGUCGUGUGCGACCAGCAAGUGGUCGAAGCCAAGAUCAAUGAAAACUCUGGCCCCGAGAGUCUACCCGGCGAUGAGCCCCUGAUGAGAUCGACCGAAAUGAGACUUUCCGGAUCGAAUUUUCAAGCCAUCCAGAAGCUUUUGAAAGAUGUGUUUCAGCGUGUGGUCCAGUUGGAACAAAGAAACUGCCAAUUAGAAAUAGCUAACGAGCAACUCACUCAACGCUUGGCAAGUGCGGUUAAUCUCAAGGAGGAGUCUCGUAUGGAGGAGAUGGGCCGAUAUUGUAAUGGCAAUUACCUUUGGCGCAUCAAGAAUUUUUCGGAUUUCCACGAAAAAAUGCGCCAAGCCCAUUCGUUAGUUCUUUACUCGCGGGGUUUCUACACCUCUCCCUUUGGCUACAAGUUGUGUUUGAGAAGCAAUGUGACCUUGGUUAAUGGCGAAGAACAUCUUGGGCUCUAUGUCCAUGUAAUGCGAGGGGAAAACGACGACACGCUUCAUUGGCCCUUUUCCGGCAGCAUCACAAUGACCAUCCUCAACUUGCAAGAGGACCGGAUCCAUAAGGAGGAUUUUUCAGAGACCAUGGUCACCGCCCAAAAGAUGAAGGCCUUUGAGCGCACGGUGAACGCAGAGCGAAAUCAUUUCGGGUUUGGGUUCGGCGAGUUUGUUCGAGUGAAUGGCCUUUAUUCAGGGGGAUUCGUGUCUAAUGAGGAUAAUCUGGUCAUUCGCGUCAGCGUAAUGUGCAAUGAAUGAAUGAAUGAAUGAAUGAAUGAAUGAGUGCAGAAUAAA